CGCUCUGGCAUCUUGGAGGACUUGUCCUCUGUGUCGGGCGGCGUGGGGUUGUUCCGGUCUGUCGUGAGGUGCAAGUCCGGUACGUCUUUCUAGCUGCUUUAGCUCCGGAUUUUUUUUGGCGAUGGGACAUCAGAACGUGUGGAGGCUAAUGUCGAGGUUUAACUCAUUCAGAAGAACCAAUAUCAUUUUGCAGCAUUUGAGAAUGUCCAAGCACACAGAAGCUGCAGAGGAUGUACUUCUGGAAAAAAAAGGUUGCGCAGGAGUGAUUACACUUAAUAGACCGAAGUUACUCAAUGCACUGAAUCUUAAUAUGACUCAGCAGAUUUACUCACAGUUAAAGAAGUGGGAGCAAGAUCCCGAAACUUCCCUGAUUAUUAUAAAGGGAGCUGGAGGAAAGGCUUUCUGCGCUGGGGGUGAUAUCAGAGCAAUCUCAGAUGCUAUGAAGACAAAACAGAAACUUGCUGAAGUUUUCUUCAAAGAAGAAUAUAUACUGAACAAUGCCAUUGCUUCUCUCCAGAAACCAUACAUUGCACUUAUUGAUGGAAUUACAAUGGGUGGGGGAGUUGGUAUCUCAGUUCAUGGACAAUUCCGAGUGGCUACUGAGAAGUCUGUUUUUUCAAUGCCAGAAACAGCAAUAGGACUGUUCCCUGAUGUGGGUGGAGGUUAUUUCUUGCCAAGACUUCAAGGAAAACUGGGUUACUUUCUGGCAUUGACAGGAUUCAGACUAAAAGGAAGAGAUGUGUACAGAGUAGGAAUUGCUACACACUUUGUAGAUUCUGAAAAGGUGAGCAUGUUAGAGGAAGAUUUGGUAGCAUUGAAAUCUCCUUCAAAGGAAAAUGUCGCAGAUGUCUUAGAAACCUACCAUACACAGUCCAAGAUUGAUCAAGACAAGUCUUUUAUUCUUGAGGAACACCUGGACAAAAUAAACAGAUGUUUUUCAGCCAACACUGUGGAACAGAUCAUUGAAAAUUUACAGCAAGAUGGUUCACCUUUUGCCCUGGAGCAGUUGAAGGUGAUUAAUCAAAUGUCUCCAACAUCUCUAAAGAUCACUCUAAGACACCUCAUAAAGGGGUCUUCCCAGACCUUGAAGGAUGUAUUAACUGAGGAAUAUCGUAUGAGUCAAGCAUGUAUGAGAGGUCAUGACUUCCAUGAAGGCGUUAGAGCUGUUUUAGUUGAUAAAGACCAGAGUCCAAAAUGGAAACCAGCUAAUCUAAAAGAAGUUACUGAUGAAGAUUUGGACAAUUAUUUUAAAUCUCUGGGAAGCAAUGAUUUGAAAUUUUGAGGUGACUGUUACUUUUAAAAUUUAUUUUGUAGCAGAGGUUGACAACUAAACACAGAAGCCCAGUCUGGCCUGCUGCCUCAUUUUAUGUAGUCUACAAACUAGAAGUGGUAUCUUCAUUUUUGAAGGGUUGGGAAAGGAAAUAAAAAAUUAAUAUUUCAUGACUUCUGAAAAUUACAUGAAGUUCAUGAGUGUCUACAAAUAAAGUUUGAUUGGAAUAUCA
Messenger RNA from Marmota flaviventris (yellow-bellied marmot), 1502 nucleotides. It is a transcript of the gene Hibch, whose product is annotated as 3-hydroxyisobutyryl-CoA hydrolase. Gene Ontology annotation, molecular function: 3-hydroxyisobutyryl-CoA hydrolase activity. NCBI's taxonomy places the organism in Eukaryota, Metazoa, Chordata, Mammalia, Rodentia, Sciuridae. Gene Ontology annotation, cellular component: mitochondrion. Gene Ontology annotation, biological process: L-valine catabolic process. The record is from RefSeq and is a predicted model, not a curated record.